Messenger RNA from Scomber japonicus (chub mackerel), 3585 nucleotides. RefSeq names its product centrosomal protein 135 (gene cep135). NCBI's taxonomy places the organism in Eukaryota, Metazoa, Chordata, Actinopteri, Scombriformes, Scombridae. The record is from RefSeq and is a predicted model, not a curated record.
AUGAACAGCAGUGCAGAGAGGAAAUUCGUCAACUUGAGGAAGCGUCUGGAUCAGCUGGGCUACAGACAGACACUGGGGAUAGAGUCAUUGCCAUUGGUGGAGAAACUCUUCAGUGAUCUGGUCCACACAACAGAAAGCCUGCGCAAUGCCAAACUAUCAGCAGGGAAGAUUGAGAAAGAAAGUCAAAACUUUGACGCCCUCUUGGAGCCAUACAGGACAGACAAUGCUCGGCUGGUCAGGGAGAACAACGAGCUGCACCUUGACCUUCUGAAGCUGAGGGAGGAAAAGGAUCGUGUCAGCAGAGAGCUCAAGACCCACAUCAGAAAACUAGACCAUGAGUCAACCGACCUGAAGUUUUUAAACAAUCAGUAUGUGCACAAGGUGCGCAGCCUGGAGAAGGAUAGUAAAGCUAAAGCUGAGCGCAUCCAACAGCUGCAGGAGAAGAACAUGCAAGCUGUGGUGCAGACACCAGGUGGAAAAAAGCGCAGUAUUCCCUUCAGACGUCAGAGAAUGCAGAUUGAUGAACUCAUACCUCCUUCUUCUACAUCAGCUUAUCCUGUGUCCCAGCCUGAUGAUCCUUACAUUGCCGACCUUCUGCAGCUGGCAGAUGGAAGGAUUCUUGAGUUACAAGAUGAUAUCAUAAAAUGGAAAUUAGACCUGGAAAAUUCUCAAGAAUAUAUAAAACACUUAAAUACACAGGUGGAGGAGAGGGAUAAAGAGAUUGAGCGUCUGAAUCGUGUACUUCAAGGAGGACGACCUCAUGAUGUCAUUUCCCUCGAGGCUCAGAAUAUCAGCAAUGAGAAGCUAAUCGCCCAUCUUAACCUUCAGAUUGAGUACCUACAGGAGACCAACAGGAAUCUUGAGCAGAAGAUAGAGGGACUGCAGCAGAAGAAGAAGGACGCCUCCAACGAAGUGGCCAAUCUGUCUUUAAAGAACCUGGAACUAUGCGAGGAGCUGACGCACAUAGACGACCUCGCCAAGCGUCUGGAGAUGGACAAGGAGCUGGUGCUGGAGACUGCCGACAUGGAACUGCAAGAAACUAAAAAAGAAAUUAAAAGGCAGCAGAAAAUCAUUGAAGACCUGGAGGAUGUUAUUACAAAAUUAAGAAGGGAGCAGUCUGAAAACGACUUUGAAAAAGACCGUCUUAGAGACCAGAUGGCGGAGCUCAAAGAGCAGAAUGAGAAAAUGGAGGGACUGGUGAAUUUCCUGGAGGAAGAGAAAAUCAGGCUGCAGGACAAACUGGAGAAAACCAUGGCAGCUGACAAACACUUGGUGCUGGAGUUGGAGACCUUGCGGGCUAAACAUGGUGUUUGUGGAAAGGAACGCUCCCCAUCGCGUCUGGAUGCGUUCGUCAAGAGUCUGGAGGAGGAGAGGGAUUACUAUCGCCAGGAGGCGGAACGAUACAGAAGAACUAGAGGAGUUAACAGCCUGGAUUUGAGCCCGAGUCGCAGUCCAGGCAGGGGCAGGAGUCCUGUGUCUAAAGUCACCAGGGUAAAAGAAGAAGAUGAAAUUGAUUGAUAUAUUUUGAAUAGAGUCCGGGUCAUUUGUUAUAGAAAGCUAAUGGAAAAGUUAAUCAUGGCCUCACAUUUUCAGGGAGGUGUUAUAGAGUCGGAACUGCUUCGUGUAGUAAAGGAAAGAGAUGAACUGAAAGCUGCUCUGUUGGACUUUGAGGAGCAUAUGGAGGACAUCCAGAACAAAGUGAAGAGCCUCAGUGCUGAAAGAGACCAGUUCAAAACCUUGUUGAAACAGGCGCAAGAGGACUUAAAGCUUUCUCCUAGCACUGAUGUGUCAGCUGACGUCUUUACACUGAAGGAGGAGCUCAAACGGGCAGAAAUCCAAAUCCAGCAGAUGACUAUUGAAAGAGACACACUGAUGGAGAGAUUAAAGGUAGCUCAGACUUCAGCUCUCACAGACAGACAGGAAGAGGAAAGGAGGAUUCUCGACCUGGAGGAUGCCAUUAAGAGCUUGGAACGGGAGAAACAGGACUUGCGGUCACAGGUGUGUCUGCUGAAGGAGGGCAGGGACGCUGUGGAGCAGGAGCUGAAGGUCCGGUCUGUUGCGUUGGUUCAGAACGCAGAGGAUACGGCCCAGCAGAGGGCAGAGUCUAACGCUCUGAGGUUGCUGCAGGAACAGAUGGAGCAGUCGCUGUCAGACACCCAACACAGGCUGUCUGUGAAGAUGAACGAGCUGCUUACUGCUCACGAGGAGAUCGACAAACUGGAGGAGAGAAUAGGGGAGCUGAGUCAACAGGGCUCCAAGCACAAAGAGGAAAUGGCUGUUCUUCAGAAGUCCAUCUCUGCCCUGGAUAGAGAGAAAGACGCUCUGCAGGAUGAGGUGGAUGAAAAGACUGAAAAGCUGGUUGUUCUGCAGGAGGAGUUAUACAAGAAGGAAAAGACCCUUGAAGAUGUGAGACUAACAGUUACAAACAUGGACACCUCACUAGCUCAACUCCAGGGGGCAUUAAACAGCCGCGAGAGGGAGAUAACCAGCCUCAGGAGGCAGCUGGACGCCUCUGAAGAAGAGCUGGCUGGACUCAGGAGAGACAAAGAAAUCACACUCAGAGAGAACAGAAGGCUUCAAGAUGACCUGGCCACCAUGACCAGAGAGAAUCAAGCUGUACACGUGGAAAUGGAAGAGGCUUUGCACGAGAAAGACGAGCUGAAGCUGAGGGUCCACUCUUACAUAUCGGAAGUGUCCAGAAUAGAGAAACUGAUGGCCACAAAGGAGCAAGAGAACAGGGACUUGCUGGAGCGCUUCCGAAUGACCCACUCCGAGAUGGAGGAGCGGGAGCAGAAGCUACAGCAGGCUGAAGGCCUCAACAGCUCAAUCCGCCUGGAGCUGCUCUCCUCCGACUCCGAACGCAGGCACCUCCGAGAUACAUUGAGCCAGCAGGAGAGAGAGAUCCAGCAGCAUAUGCAGGCCCUGCAGGCUUAUGAGGCCCAAGUGUCAGCGCUGGCUCGCGGGAUGUCCCGACUAGAGGAGGAGCUCCGCAACACUCAGGAGGAGAAGGCCAGCCUGCUUUCUGAUCUGGCUUCUGUCAGGGAGCUCUGCGUCAAAGUGGACUCCGGCAAGGAACUCAUUGCACGCCAGCUCACCUCUAAGAGCAUGGAUCUGGAGAGGGUCACAGGAGAACUGGAAGACGUUCAGUCGGAGGCAGAGCUGCUAAAGAAACAACUGGCCAGCGAGAGGUUAGCCGUCCGCAACCUGGAGACGUUACUCUCCACCAAUCGGCAGAAGGAGUUCCAAACCCACCUGACGGCCAGCGAGAAGGACUCUGAGCUGAAGGUCCUACGCGACAGACUCACCCUGGCUGACAGCAAAACCACGGAGCAUUCAAGAGAGGUAUCUAAUCUCCGUGGCAAAGUGUCUCAGCUGCAGACAGAGAUGGACGUUCUGAGAAGACAGUUGACCACUGAGCGCUUUGAACGUGAAAGGGCAGUUCAGGAGAUGCGCAGACAAGGUUUGUCAUUCUCGUCCCUGCGGAGCUCGUCGCCCCUCAGCAUCUCAUCAUCUCAUCACAUCUCCCCUGAACGCUCCAUCCUCCGGUCUUUCGAACGCUCCACUGACAAGUCGGCAGACAAGUAA